CACGCAGUAGCGCUGCUGCUGUCACGAGCUUGAUCCAGGCAGCAGGGUAAAGGCUCGGAGAAUUAGAAGGGGCAUCAAUUAUAUCAUAAAUAUUCCUCUGUCCGUUUCCCCCGCACGCGUAAAACGCGGCUACGUUUUGUAUCGCUGGCUGACAAACUCCUUACUGGUGCUGUUUCGCUCAAGCGGUGAUGUAUUGCAGCAUUUGAAGGCUAUCGCUAGCCAGCUAGUUGGCUAGCUGUCGAGCUAGCGACUCGAGCAGAACUUAACGGCGUAUUCUCGUACGGUGUUUUCAUCAACGCCUCCUGUUUUUCCCCCCACACAUUUACGAUCGUCCGCGAGAUUGUAGCACCGUGUGACAAUCGGGCAUAAAGUACAUUCCCACUGUAGCCUUGUGUCGUGUUCCUCGCGUUUAAUCCUCACUCGAGAAGGAUUGAAUGAAAUAGCUUGACAUAUAGCCAGCUGAAACGAGCCAGUUAACGGGGAUAAGGUUUAUUCGCCUUGAUCACCACCAUCCAGCGAACCUUCCAGUCCGAGGUAUUUAGACUUCUACAGAUCUGUUCAGAAAUCACCGAAUUAUAAAAGUUUGGGGGAUUUUUUACGAUCGACUGUCAUUGCUGAGAAGCUAGCUAGUCGUCCACUUCAAGUUGUCCAUCGAAGAAGCUGACCAACAGGGGCUAUUUUUCACUUUCAGACCGGAUAAAAACCUGCAAAAAUGCCGGCUGUGUCGAAAGGAGAUGGAAUGCGCGGAUUAGCCGUUUUCAUUUCGGACAUAAGGAAUUGUAAAAGCAAGGAAGCCGAAAUCAAGCGGAUCAAUAAAGAACUGGCCAACAUUCGCUCCAAAUUUAAAGGGGACAAAGCUCUGGAUGGCUACAGCAAGAAGAAAUAUGUCUGCAAGCUGCUCUUCAUCUUCCUGCUUGGCCAUGACAUUGACUUUGGACACAUGGAGGCGGUAAACCUGCUGAGUUCCAACAAGUAUACAGAAAAACAAAUCGGCUACCUGUUCAUCUCAGUACUGGUCAACAGCAAUAGCGAACUGAUCCGUCUGAUUAACAAUGCCAUCAAAAAUGACCUGUCCAGCCGCAACCCAACUUUCAUGUGCCUGGCACUUCACUGUAUUGCCAAUGUGGGCAGUCGUGAAAUGGCCGAGGCCUUUGCCAGUGAAAUCCCCCGCAUCUUGGUUGCUGGUGAUACAAUGGACAGUGUGAAGCAGUCAGCUGCCCUGUGUCUGCUGCGCCUCUAUAAAACUUCCCCGGACUUAGUGCUGAUGGGAGAAUGGACAUCCCGUGUGGUACACCUUCUCAAUGACCAACACAUGGGUGUGGUAACAGCAGCCAUUUCUCUUAUUACCUGUUUGAGCCAGAAGAAUCCAGAUGAGUUCAAGACAUGUGUUUCCCUGGCAGUGUCUCGACUCAGCAGGAUUGUCUCAUCAGCCUCCACUGACCUGCAAGAUUACACCUACUACUUUGUCCCAGCACCAUGGCUCUCUUGUAAACUUCUGCGCCUGCUGCAAUGCUACCCUCCACCCGAAGAUGGCGCGGUGAAGGGUCGUUUGGUGGAGUGUCUGGAAACCAUCCUUAACAAGGCACAGGAACCACCUAAAUCAAAGAAAGUACAGCACUCUAAUGCCAAGAAUGCUAUCCUCUUUGAGGCAAUCUCUCUUAUCAUCCACUACGACAGUGAGCCAAAUCUGCUGGUGCGAGCCUGUAACCAGCUGGGUCAGUUCCUGCAGCAUCGGGAGACUAACCUGCGCUACUUGGCUUUGGAAAGCAUGUGUACUCUGGCCAGCUCAGAGUUUUCUCAUGAAGCAGUCAAGACACACAUUGAAACUGUCAUAAAUGCACUCAAGACUGAGCGGGAUGUUAGUGUUCGACAAAGAGCAGCAGAUCUGCUGUACGCCAUGUGUGAUCGCAGUAAUGCCAAGCAGAUAGUAGCUGAGAUGCUCAGCUACCUUGAGACAGCCGACUACUCCAUCAGAGAGGAAAUGGUGCUCAAAGUGGCUAUCCUGGCCGAAAAGUAUGCUGUUGAUUACUCCUGGUACGUCGACACUAUUCUUAACCUCAUCCGCAUCGCUGGCGAUUAUGUCAGUGAAGAAGUAUGGUACCGUGUCAUCCAGAUCGUCAUCAACCGUGAUGAUGUGCAAGGCUACGCUGCCAAGACCGUCUUUGAGGCCUUGCAAGCCCCAGCAUGUCAUGAAAACAUGGUGAAAGUUGGAGGCUAUAUUCUUGGAGAGUUUGGUAACCUCAUUGCAGGUGACCCCCGUUCCAGCCCACUGGUCCAGUUCAACCUUCUUCACUCAAAGUUCCACCUAUGCUCUGUACCCACUCGUGCCCUUCUGCUGUCAGCCUACAUCAAGUUUAUCAACUUGUUCCCAGAGACCAAGGCCACUAUCCAGGAGGUUCUUCGCUGUGACAGUCAGAUUCGCAACUCUGACGUAGAGCUGCAGCAACGUGCCGUCGAGUAUUUGAAGCUAUCUUCUAUUGCCAGCACAGAUGUAUUGGCCACUGUUCUGGAGGAGAUGCCUCCUUUCCCUGAGAGGGAGUCUUCAAUCUUGGCUAAGCUUAAGAAGAAGAAGGGGCCCGGUGCAGUGUCUGUGACAGACCUGGAGGACAGCAAACGGGAAGGUGGAGAGCUGAACGGAGGUAGCGAAAGGGGCCAAGACCCAUCAGCCAUGGCUGCCUCCAAUGCUUCAACUCCAUCACCGUCAGCAGACCUUCUUGGAAUUCGAGCAGGACCUCCUGUUGGUGCCGCUCCAACCAGUGCUGGCAGCCUGUUGGUGGAUGUGUUCUCUGAAGCUGGGCCAACGGCACCCUCUGCAGCAGUGAAUGACGACGGCUUCCUAAGAGAUCUGGAACAGCCCACCGAGACCUCUGACUCCCUUUUGGUGGAGGGUUCUGGUGACUCGGACUCUGCUCCUCCUUCUGAGGAUCCUGCUCCCCCUCUGUCUGAAGCUGAUGAACUCCUUAACAAGUUUGUUUGCAAGAACAACGGUGUUUUGUUUGAGAAUCAGCUCUUACAGAUUGGCAUCAAGUCAGAAUAUCGCCAAAAUCUUGGGAGAAUGUACUUGUUCUAUGGUAACAAGACUUCAGUGCAAUUUGCCAGCUUCACCACCACGGUCACCUGUCCUGGGGAGCUCCAGUCUCAGCUUAACGUUCAAACCAAACCAGUGGAACCACUGGUAGAGGGAGGAGCCCAGAUCCAGCAAGUCCUCAACAUUGAGUGUCUAACAGAUUUUUCCGAUGCUCCACUACUCAACAUCAAGUUCAGAUAUGGAGGAGCUCUGCAGAACUUGAGCCUCAAGCUGCCUGUCACCAUCAACAAAUUCUUUCAGCCAACUGAAAUGUCCUCAAAUGAUUUCUUCCAGCGUUGGAAACAACUUAGCCAGCCUCAGCAAGAAGCACAAAAGAUUUUCAAGGCCAACCACAGCAUGGACACAGAAGUACUCAAGGCUAAGCUACUGGGAUUAGGAGCCGCCCUGCUGGACAAUGUUGAUCCAAACCCAGAGAACUAUGUGUCUGCUGGAGUGAUCCAGACCAAGGGUCAGCAAGUUGGCUGUCUGCUAAGACUGGAGCCCAAUGCUCAGGCUCAGAUGUACCGACUCACUCUGCGCUGCAGCAAAGACUCUGUGUCAAGGCGUCUCUGCGAGUUGCUGGCCCAACAGUUCUAGAAUAGCCAGAGUUACAGAAUUUUAUCAAGACCAGUACCACCAUCAGCGAGCCCUCCCAUCUUUUUCUCCUCUUCCCAACAAAGGUUCUUUAAUUACAAAAAAGGUGUAACCUACAUAAGGGAAAAAGCAGUCACCGCGAGCAACGGUGACCAUAUUAUCGUCAUUAUUCUAAUUCAUCAAUUUGUUUAUUAACAAAAUGCUACAUUAUCGUUUUUUUUUUCUUCAUGGUGUUUACCUGUGUAGCUGGUGUGUGUGUGUGUGUGUGGCCAGGACUGUGCGGGUGUGUGCGUGCGUGUGUGUUGCGCGUGUUUCCCACUGUGUGCUGCAGUCCUAUUCUGCUUUAUCCUGGCUGCUCUGUAUUACUGAUGCGAAAUGUACAGUGUGCGUGUGUGUUUUUUGAUUUAUUUUUGAUCAAUUGAUAGAUCAUUCCUUGGUGAGAAACGGGAGAUAUUCUUCACACUUGCACGCAUUUACUCCCAGCAUAUUUACACACACCCCCAAAUGUAAGUGGUUCCUUGCGGCCCUCAUCGGGUCCUAUAAUGAAGGGAGACCUGAAGGUCCAGCACUCUUAAUUUCAAGCAUUCCCCUUUUUCAUUGGCCAGUGAAAAUGCACUUAAGGCUAUUGGGAUCCUAUGGGAGACCCUCCAGCAUGAGCCCCUUUGUGUGAUCAACCUGAUUCCUCUCCUGGGGCUUUGUAAUGAGUAGCUCUACAUUUCAAUGACCUUGAUGGUUUGUUUGUUGAUGUGUCUGUAAAUAUGCCGCAGUGUGUUACUUUAUAUUGCUUUCAUAGACAUUCCCAUCUAGCUUGUGGCUAAGAUGAUCUAGCCCAGGCUGCCCAUGUAGACGAAUGGUAGUCAAUGAGAAUGACGGUGACUGACACAGGGUCGACUUUUUCAGAGUUGAAACCGUUAGGACUUCUUUUUUCCCCACUGCCUGGAGGGAUGUCCAGGUAUAACAUUCGCUGCUCUACUGUACAACCUAAACAUUUUUUGAAGAGAUGCCUACUUGUCUUUUGGAGACAUGCUUCUUUUUUUCCUUUUUUUUUUUUUUUUUUUUAAAUCGAACACUUAUUAUUAUAUUUUCUAUAACCAUCAGAUAAAAUGGUCCUAAUCAUGUUAAGUUGGAGUUGAUGUGCUCCAAAGUCUAUUUGAGAAUCUUGUGGAAAAUGGAAAACGAUAAUGAAUAAAUGAUGCAUAAAACUUUUUUUCAACAGUCAGCGAGACGGCGGCGCUUUUCUCCUAGCAUCAGAAAUCCAUCCAAAUAUUUUUAUUCACGCAUCUCCAGUUUUGAUAUUGUUUUAUCGGGCUUCCUCUUGGAUGCAGUAGCAGUAGUCAUGUAGUGGAAAAGUACUAGAGUUGUCCAUUAUAAUUACAGGGAACUUUGUUCAUAUGAGAACUGGAAUUGGAAGCAGGUAAUAAAAUGAAAUCCUUAAGAUAUUUCGGAGACACAUUACAAUCUGCUGCCGCAACGCAAUCACAAGACAUUGUAGUGGAAAGCGUAGUCAUUUUUUUGUCGUGUGUGUGUGUGUGUUUGUGCGUGUGUGUCUAUGCAGUAUCCACUAGCUAAUACAGCCUCAUGUAUUGAUGUUAAAAAUGUCCAAUACCUGUGUUAGAAUUAAGAUUUACUCUGUAAUGAAAAAUGUGAAAGUAAAACUAUGCCAUAUAUCAGUCA
Corythoichthys intestinalis (scribbled pipefish) is the source of this 5335-nucleotide messenger RNA. It is a transcript of the gene ap2a1, whose product is annotated as adaptor related protein complex 2 subunit alpha 1. The record is from RefSeq and is a predicted model, not a curated record. The transcript has 22 exons. Gene Ontology annotation, molecular function: clathrin-cargo adaptor activity. The coding region runs from base 713 to 3664 and encodes 983 amino acids. Gene Ontology annotation, biological process: intracellular protein transport; clathrin-dependent endocytosis. Gene Ontology annotation, cellular component: membrane coat; AP-2 adaptor complex. NCBI's taxonomy places the organism in Eukaryota, Metazoa, Chordata, Actinopteri, Syngnathiformes, Syngnathidae.